This is a messenger RNA of Prunus mume (Japanese apricot), 704 nucleotides long. RefSeq names its product early nodulin-like protein 21. Gene Ontology annotation, molecular function: electron transfer activity. Gene Ontology annotation, cellular component: plasma membrane. NCBI's taxonomy places the organism in Eukaryota, Viridiplantae, Streptophyta, Magnoliopsida, Rosales, Rosaceae. The record is from RefSeq and is a predicted model, not a curated record.
CUCCUUGAGACUACCGAAAGCUUCUGUGUUGAAAAAGCUGCCCAAUAUGGCUAACUGCAACAUGAACUGUGUCAGAGCAACCCUGUUUUUGUUGACCAUUUUCAUCUGUUUUGGCCAUUUCUCAGUCUCUGCCUUUGAGUUCCAAGUAGGUGGAACCAAAGAUUGGGUUGUGCCUCCUACUAAUGACAGCAAAAUCUACAACGACUGGGCCUCCGGAAACCGGUUCCUAGUAGGCGACACCAUCCGUUUUAAGUACAAGAAGGACUCUGUUAUGGAGGUGACAGAGGAAGAGUUCAAGAAAUGCAAUUCAACUCGCCCCAACUUCUUCUCCAAUACUGGAAACACAGUUUACCUGUUUGACCACGCCGGCUCUUUCUAUUUCAUCAGUGGAGCUUCUGGGCACUGCCAGAGAGGACAGCGCAUGAUCGUUAAGGUGAUGUCCUUGGAGGAAUCUCCUUCCAGCGACCGCAGAUCUUCUGGCUCUCGUGCUGCGGUUUUCUCAGUCUUCGUUCAGUUUGUUGUGUCCUAUGUUGCUUGUCUUCUCUUCUAGUUGACAUGUUUCAUUCGUUUGUGUAAUGUUAAUUAGGAUGUUGACUGUUGAUGUUUAAUUCGAUUUGGUCGUAUUGUUGCCGUGUUUAGAUAUUCUAGUUAGUUUCUAGAUUCUUUGUUUAUGUAGUAGCAGGUACCAACAAACGAUGUUUAAG